GCGCUGUCUUUCCAUGAUAGACAUUCUACCUAGUGUGAUUUUCUGCCAAAUCUGCCGGUUUUGCAGCCUUUGCACGAAAAUGGUGUUUGUAAAGGUCGUUAAGAAUAAGGCCUACUUCAAAAGGUUCCAAGUGAAAUUUAAGAGGCGAAGGGAAGGAAAGACCGAUUACUAUGCCCGCAAACGCAUCGUCGUUCAGGACAAGAACAAAUACAACACACCGAAGUAUCGCAUGAUCGUGCGGUUCACAAACAAAGACAUUAUUUGCCAGGUUGCGUACGCACGAAUCGAGGGAGAUGUCAUAAUCGCUGCCGCAUACGCGCACGAGCUACCGCGCUACGGGAUCACGUGCGGACUCACCAACUACGCCGCAGCCUACUGCACCGGUCUGCUGCUGGCACGCAGGGUGCUGACGAAGUUUGAGUUGGACGGCAUCUACGAGGGACAGACGAAUGUCGACGGUGAACAGUUCCACGUCGAGGACGUGGAGGGGCGGCCGGGAGCGUUCCGAGCCUACCUGGACAUCGGUCUCGCGCGGGCCACCACCGGCGCGCGCAUCUUCGGAGCGAUGAAGGGCGCCUCCGACGGAGGCAUCGACAUUCCACACAGCACGAAGCGAUUCCCCGGCUACGACGCCGACACGAAGAAAUUCGACGCCAGCGUUCACCGCGAACACAUCUUCGGCAAGCACGUCGCCGACUACAUGCGCCACCUGGAGGAGGAGGACGACGACGCCUACAAGCGACAGUUCGGCCGCUACGUCGCUGCUGGCGUCACCGCCGACAACUUCGAGGACAUGUACAAGAAGGCACACUCUGCGAUCCGCUCCGAUCCCGUACACAAGCCGAAACCCGCGCGAGAGCACACGGGCAAGGUCAAGAGGUGGAACAGGAAGAAGAUGAGCAAGGCUCAGCACAUGGACCGCGUCAAACAGAAGAAAGCUGCGUUCGUGAAGAAGCUGCAGACAGAGGAGGAUGAGUGAAGGGCCUCGCAGUGCGAGAGAGGAAGAGAGAGAGAGAGAUGUUUAUUAAUUAAAUCGUGUUGAAGAGAUACA
This is a messenger RNA of Priapulus caudatus, 1051 nucleotides long. RefSeq names its product 60S ribosomal protein L5-like. The record is from RefSeq and is a predicted model, not a curated record. Gene Ontology annotation, molecular function: structural constituent of ribosome; 5S rRNA binding. Lineage: Eukaryota; Metazoa; Priapulida; Priapulimorpha; Priapulimorphida; Priapulidae. Gene Ontology annotation, cellular component: cytosolic large ribosomal subunit; ribosome. Gene Ontology annotation, biological process: translation; ribosomal large subunit assembly. The transcript is spliced from 7 exons. The coding region runs from base 14 to 979 and encodes 321 amino acids.